This is a messenger RNA of Pantherophis guttatus, 2101 nucleotides long. It is a transcript of the gene DCP1B, whose product is annotated as decapping mRNA 1B. The record is from RefSeq and is a predicted model, not a curated record. Gene Ontology annotation, biological process: deadenylation-independent decapping of nuclear-transcribed mRNA; deadenylation-dependent decapping of nuclear-transcribed mRNA; positive regulation of catalytic activity. Gene Ontology annotation, molecular function: enzyme activator activity; mRNA binding. Lineage: Eukaryota; Metazoa; Chordata; Lepidosauria; Squamata; Colubridae. Gene Ontology annotation, cellular component: P-body.
CGCGGAGAGUUAUUUUUCUCCGAGGCAAGAUGGCCGCGUCAGUGGCUGGGGCUGCCCCACUGGGCAAGGGGUUGGACAUCAGCUUGGCGGCUCUCCAGCGGCACGACCCCUACAUCGGCAGCAUCUUGGACGUGGCCAGCCAGGUGGCGCUCUACACUUUCGGGCAUCGCGCCAAUGAGUGGGAGAAGACCGAUGUGGAAGGAACACUAUUUGUGUAUACAAGAUCAGCUUCGCCCAAGUAUGGAUUUACCAUUAUGAAUAGGCUGAGCAUGGAAAAUCGGACAGAACCCAUAACAAAAGAUUUGGAUUUCCAGUUGCAGGAUCCUUUCCUACUCUACAGAAAUGCUAAAUUGUCCAUUUAUGGAAUUUGGUUUUACGAUAAGGAAGAAUGCCAAAGAAUUGCAGAGCUGAUGAAAAAUUUAACUCGCCAAGAACAACUGAAAGCGCAACAGGGAUCUGGCUUGGGAAUUUCACCAGUCAGCCUCAGCUCUGGUGACAGGAAAGACAUGGAUAUCUUACAGAUGCUCACCAGAGCCAAAGAUGAAUACACAAAGUGUAAAACAUGCUCCGAGCCAAAACAAAUGACCAGUUUUUCUGCUCUAUACCACAAUCCCAACUUGAUCAAACCAAUCCCUCUAAAGCCCAGGGAAAGCCAGAAAGUCCAGAACACAGAUUCCGAGCCUCAGCACCUGUCCCUUAUGACUCUCUUUGGAAAGCAGGAAAAAACGAAUCUAUACCAAAAUGUCUCAGAACCAUCUCAGAAAUUCCACCAAGACAAUUUUCCUCCAAGGCAAGGAAUUGUACGCGCUUUCUCUUACGAGGAACCUGGAAGACACUCGCCCACAACAGAAAAGCAGCUCUGUCCGGCCAUUCAAAAACUGAUGGUGCGCGGGCCGGAGCUUCACCCGGUCUCUGAACUCCCGGAGAACCGCCUCUGCGAGAAUGGCAGCCACCCUUCCGUGGGGGAAGCUUUCACUGGGCUCUUCCAGCCUGUGACUUCACAGAGCAUUGGGAGUUCUCAUCCCGCCCAGAAUACUGCUUGCACAAGGAGCCUGCUCCAGCAGUUGCAAGGCCAGUCCGAACAGAUGACUAAAGUGGAAGUGAACAGCAUAGGACUAGCAAACCCAGCUGCCCCAGCCUUCAACAGGACUCCAGCCAUCUCCUUGGUGGCCCAGGUAAACAGUGUAAUUCAGCCACCCAUGAUGUACUUCAAUGGUUCCCUGCCAAACCAAGCUCUUGGUAAAGAACAAUCCAAACCUCCUAAGCAGUCACAUCCUCUUCCUGGGAACCACUCUGGAAAUUCCGGCAUAAUUUCACCUCAGGAGCUGUUGAAGAAACUGCAGAUAGUGCAGCAGGAACAACAGUUGCACAUAGCCAGUCGGCCAACCUUAGCGGCUAAGUUUCCUGUAGUUACUCAGGCCUCCGCCACUCUGAAACCUUUGGAUUCUUGGAUGGACAAGGCUUCGGCUACAGAAAAGCAGCCCCCUCUUCUUCAGGUCAUCUCCCCGCAGCGGAUUCCCGCUACUAUAGCUCCAUCCCUGCUGAUGUCCCCGAUGGUAUUUAGUCAGACUGCCCCACAGCUGCCAAAACCAAGUGAAAGUGGAUGGCUGCCAGUCAUGAAUCAAGAAAAUACUUCUGGAUCAGCAAACCUUCUUCUGCCUCUACAGAACUCAGAAGCAACCAUCCCAAAGAGCAACCCAUUAACCAAGUUACAGCUACAGGAAACACUUCUGCAUCUGAUCCAGAAUGACGACAACUUCCUAAACGUCAUCUAUGAUGCUUAUCUCGGCAGCGUGAGAAAAGCAGCACUGAAAAAGCCCAUCUGAAGCAUAACAUUUUAAUUAAAUGUAGCCUGGUUUUCAUGUUUGGAACAGCAACAGAACUGAAGAGGUUUUUAACCUCCUGCAAGACUUUAAAUUAUCUUCAUUGGAAGCGUAUCUUGUUCGAAGAAAUUAGUAAAUGGAAUUAUUAGUGCCUUCCUGAUUACAGUGUGAAAACAACAUCAAAAUAACUUAUAUUGUGGCUCCUUAAAAAAAAAAGGUGUAGAUUCCACAAAAGCCACGGCUUUCAUUAAAAUAACAAAAACGGUAUAAUGAUGUCA